GAAGAUACCGAAGAAGAACCAUACAGCGAUUAACAUGGCUGACACAAAGGGAGCAGAUGAAACUACUCCAGGAGUUUUGCAGGAAAUGUUCACGUCUCCGUUGAAUUUGAGUCUGCUUGGCCUCUGCAUAUUUCUUUUGUACAAAAUAUUCCGCGGAGACACGCCUGCAGAUAUGGGCGAGGUUGAGGAACCUCUGCCUAAAUUCAAGAAAAGAGAUUUCACGUUAGCGGAGCUACAACCGUACGAUGGCCUGCAAAAUCCAAGAAUUCUUAUGUCUGUCAAUUCAAAGGUGUUCGAUGUUACCAGAGGAAAGACAUUCUAUGGUCCAGAGGGUCCGUAUGGAGUGUUUGCUGGUAAAGAUGCCUCCAGGGGCCUGGCCACCUUCUGUCUGGAGAAGGAGGCCCUGAAAGAGACCUACGACGACCUCUCGGACCUCAACGCCAUGCAACAGGAAAGCCUCAAUGAAUGGGAGACCCAGUUCACUCAAAAGUAUGACUACGUUGGGAAACUUCUGAAACCUGGAGAAGAACCCACAGAGUACACGGAUGACGAGGAGGUCAAGGACAAAAAGAUGGACUAGAACUCACGAAUGCACAAGGGAAAAUACAGAUGCCUUAAUUUUUCAGGAUAAUGUUAUGCAUAUUGCCUUCCGUUGCAGCCAUUGAGCGAAAUGCUUUCUCCUGUAUGGUUUUUGUAUUAUGUCAUUGUCAUGGACCACCUCUUAUGCUAAUUGCAUAUGCCAUUGACCUUCAUUAACCUAAAAUACACUUGAUUUUGGUAAAGGUUAGAAUAAUUAUUGAAUACUGUACUGUCUUUGAAGUUAUACAGGUAGUAUUAGUUGUAAUGUAGAGGCUGUUGGAGGAUCUAUUACUGUAGCUCAGUGUUCAUUUUGGCUCUCUAGAUGGUCAUUUUGACUAAAAUAUUGCCUUAGUCACGUUUUUGUCAUUUGUAUAAUCAUUAAGUCUAGUUAUUGUCAAUUCUAGAAACAGUUGGCCAUUUUAGUCAACUAAAUGCUCUUUCGUUUUAGUCACAUCACAUUUGUAUUGCCUCAACCUAUAGUAAACAUAAAUAACUGACUUUCAUGUGUACAAAUCUAUAUAUACUUUUCCUACCAACAUUUUUCUGCAUAACAUAUUCCCAACAGCAAAAAUAUGACUAACAUAUGUAACAGUUAUCUGGGUGUGUAAAUUCCUAAUUGAGCCUACAUGAUAUUGAGCAUUGCAUGCAAAACAGACACACACAAGCGCAGAGAGGGUGUGUAACACAAUCACCAGAUGAUGCCGCAAAGUAAUAUGGGUUGGUUGCUCCUCCGCCACUUGGUUGUGUCAUUUCUGUUAUCAACGUUCCACUGCCACAUUGAUGUCCAAAUGUAGAACGGGCUAAUGACUAUUUCACCCAGUGAUAUCGUCAAGUCACUCAACCUCAAGUUCGGCUCGAGUCCGAAUCACCAGUGGUCGAGUCCUGGUCCAAGUGUUUGAGUCACUGGGUCCACAUUAACUCAACGUUAUUAACCCAAUCAGAUAUAUAGUGUAGUGGCAAGAUGGAUUUAGUGAACUUGUUUGCUACUCAUUUACCAUUAUUUUUGUGCCAUUGAAUGUUUGGUAGUGUUACCGGGUCCACUUUAAUUUUCAAAGCAUUCUUGAAUGUUACAAAUAGAAAUUCCAUUAGUCAACGUUAUUUCUUAUUCAGCAUGUCAGAGGCAUUUUUGUUCUACCUAGCCUAUUUUUAUCUGAAUGUUGACCUGCUGGACACGCCCUAGUUUGUUGGCUAUAACUAGCUAUUGAAGUAACAUCACUGAAGGUGUAGCCUUAACAAAUGGUUAAAGGUCUGGUCUGCAAGUAGCCUAGUUUUAAGAACGGCCGCUUUGGUUUAAUGAAUGUAAAAUGCCAAACAAUAGAAAAAUGUUGCGCCGGUAUUAAGGGUCAUAUCUUUUGAACAGUAAUGGCUAGAAUCAAGUAGUUUUCUCUGAGGAAAAGAGAUUUGGCUAGUACGUUGGCUUCAGAACCUGGCUAUAAAAUGCAGUGGGAGAAGUGGGAGGGUUGAGCGAGACCACAAAUUCAAAAAUGUUUCUAUACUCAAGGGAGAGAUACAUAGCUCGACAGUUUUACUAUUAUACUUAAUGCUGCUAUUCUUUUAUUUUUGUAAAGCUUCUUGUGUUUGUUAACCAGGCAAAGGGUAUCUUACUAGAAGGCUGGUGGGGACUUGUUAGCUAUGGGGACGCAAGAGAGUCAUCUGUAUAAUCAGAGGCGGAGCCGAAGGAGCGUAUGUCUACCCACACUCAUUGCUUGUUCCCACGCAGCUCACCAGCUGAUGUAGGCUAGGCUGUGUUUGGUGGAUGUGGAGCAUCCUUCCCAGUGCAGUAUAGAACUGCCCUGAGCAUCUGUGCUGCAAAUAUUAAUUGUGCGUAUCACUGAAAAGCUCUCAAUCUUUCCAGAAACUCUUGUCCAAUCCAUGUAGUAGUCAGAUUAUAGUCCCACUUUAGUCAACUAAAAUGAAAAAUCACAUUUGUUUAGUUUGUUUUUUUCAGGGUCUCUUUAGUCAGUUAAAGUAUUGUCAAUUGCCACUGAAAAAUAGGUGUUUGAAUAUUUGAAUCACUAUUUUUGUUGAUGAAAUUAACAGCUGUAGCUUGAUAUGAAUUUAUUUCCUUUUUGUAAUCUUUGACCACAGAUUUUCAAUUACACAGAAGAUGAUAAUGUUCUAUCACCAUUUUUUUUAUUUUUUUUUAUUUUUGAGUAUUCAUUAAAGUAUCCAUAAAAAAUGUC
Messenger RNA from Oncorhynchus keta (chum salmon), 2762 nucleotides. RefSeq names its product membrane-associated progesterone receptor component 1-like. The record is from RefSeq and is a predicted model, not a curated record. The transcript has 3 exons. NCBI's taxonomy places the organism in Eukaryota, Metazoa, Chordata, Actinopteri, Salmoniformes, Salmonidae. Gene Ontology annotation, cellular component: endomembrane system; membrane. Bases 35 to 580 code for a protein of 181 amino acids.